Messenger RNA from Stomoxys calcitrans (stable fly), 1015 nucleotides. RefSeq lists its product as uncharacterized. Lineage: Eukaryota; Metazoa; Arthropoda; Insecta; Diptera; Muscidae. The record is from RefSeq and is a predicted model, not a curated record. The transcript is spliced from 5 exons. Gene Ontology annotation, biological process: sensory perception of smell. The coding region runs from base 69 to 1010 and encodes 313 amino acids. Gene Ontology annotation, molecular function: odorant binding.
CAAGAAAUAUCAAUGCCAUUUUAAACUUUAAAGAUAGCUGUUGCAAUCACUCAGUACCAUUAAACACAAUGAAAACCUUCGUUAUUUUGUUAGUUGUUUGUUCGAUGGCUUCCAUUUUUGGUUCUCCUAUUGAAUUAAACGAAGAACAAAAGGUCAAAGCUAAACAACAUCUUGAAAUAUGUUCCCAAGAAGAAAAGGUAUCCGAGGAGGAUGUCAAGAAAUUUAGCAACAAGGACUUCACAAAUCCCAGCAAGGAAUUCAAAUGUUUAACCACUUGCUUCUUUGAGAAAGCUGGCACUUUAAAGGCUAGUGAAGUUCAACAGGAUGUGGUCCUCGCAAAAUUGGGAGUUCUCAUUGGCGAAGAUAAAGCCAAAGAGAUUUUGGAGAAAUGCAAAGGUAUAAAAGGUGAUGAUCGUUGCGAGACAGGUUUCAAAAUUUUCCAAUGUUUCCAAGAUGCUCAAGAAAAGCAACAUUACGGUGGGGUUGAGGAAUCAGGAGACGACUAUACAGAUGUUGCUGAGCACUUAUCUGAGCUAUCGACCACAUCUCUAAAGUCUGGCGGUUUGCAGGAGACUGUAAAACCCUAUGCCACGAUCGAAACAAGAAAGGAAGGCAUCGAAAUAGGACCGGAUACGCCCUGUGUGGUCAAUGGAGAGGAUCGUCUCAACUUAACUGAAGAUCAAAAAUUGCGCGCCCUUCAGUAUUCCGCCAUCUGUUUGGAACAAGAAAAAAGCACCACACAAGCAGCUGUGGCUCUAAUGAAGGGUCAAUUCAAUGGACUCGAUAAGAAUGCCAAAUGUUUUGUCAAUUGUUUCCUGGAAAAGGCAGGUUUUAUUAAAGAUGGGGCUGUCCAGUCUUCGGUGCUAACGGCCAAAUUGGGUCCCAAUGUCGGUGAGGAUAAACUGAAAGGCAUUAUGUCAAAGUGCAAUAAUCUUAAGGGUAAUGAUAAUUGUGAGACUGCAUUUAUUUUGUAUGAGUGUUACUAUAAAGAACAUGCUGCUGUGUUGUAAGAUAG